CUGUGCUGACGGAUGUCCAAAGUUCAGAACUUUUUCAAUGUGCGUUUCAUAGGGACACAAGGAUGGGGACAGCUUGAACACAGCAAACUGCACUUGCGGGUUGAGACUUUUUCCCUGUUUUUUCCCCCUUUUUUGAAAGCAACGCAGCGAGGAACUGAGAUUUGAGCGCCUCAGCCUUCAGAGGAGGGAGAAGUGGAACUCUCAUUUUGGAGCUUUACUUGCGCCGGAUCAAAGUGAAGACAUGCAGGCUCGCUACUCCGUCUCCAGUCCCAACUCACUGGGCGUCGUGCCGUACAUCAGCAGCGACCCGAGCUACUACCGGGCCGCCGCCGGUGGGGGAUACACGGGAAUGCCAGCACCUAUGAACAUGUACUCUCAUGCGGCUCAUGACCAGUAUCCUGCCAGCAUGGCCCGUGCGUAUGGACCGUACACCCCCCAGCCUCAGCCCAAGGAUAUGGUCAAGCCUCCCUACAGCUACAUAGCGCUCAUCACUAUGGCUAUCCAAAACUCGCCUGACAAGAAGGUGACCCUGAAUGGGAUUUACCAGUUUAUCAUGGAGAGGUUUCCAUUUUACCGCGACAACAAGCAGGGCUGGCAGAACAGCAUCAGGCACAAUCUGUCGCUGAAUGAGUGUUUUGUCAAGGUGCCCCGUGAUGAUAAAAAACCCGGCAAAGGCAGCUACUGGACCUUAGACCCGGACUCCUACAACAUGUUCGAAAACGGGAGCUUCUUGAGAAGACGGCGGCGGUUCAAGAAGAAGGACGCGCUGAAAGAGAAGGAGGAGCGGCUGCAGAAGGAGGUGCCGCCGAGGCAGCAAGGCCGGGAGCAGGAGCAGCCGGUGCAGGGCUCCCAGCCCGUCAGGAUCCAGGAUAUUAAGACUGAGAACGGGGCCGUGACGCCGCCGCAGGCCGACUCGCCCUCCCUGAGCACCGUUCCCAAAAUCGAGAGUCCAGACAGCAGCAGCAGCAUGUCCAGCGGGAGCCCCCACAGCAUCCCCUCCACCCGCUCCAUCGGCAUGGACAGCUCCGAGCACCACCAGCACCACGGCCAGGCCUCGACGCAGGGCUUCAGCGUAGACAACAUCAUGACCUCCCUCCGGGGGUCUCCACAAGGAGCCACCGAGCUCAGCUCCGGCCUCACCGCCUCCAACAGGACAGGUAUAACACCGUCUUUGUCCCUAAACUAUUCUCCAAGUCAGACGUCUGUCUAUAGCUCCCCCUGUAACCAAAACUCCAUCUCCACUACCUCCAACGCGACCUAUCAUUGUAACAUGCAAGCCAUGAGCCUUUACGCAGGGGACAGAUCGAGCCACUUGGCACCGAGCACCACCGUGGACGAAACGUUGCCAGAUUACUCAGUCACAACCACCUCAUCCUCCCUGACCCACGGUAAUCUAAACUCUGGGCAGGAGGGCCACCAUCCCCACCAAGGGAGGCUGACCUCAUGGUACCUCAACCAGGCCGGAGACCUGGGCCAUCUGGGCGCAGCUUACCCAGCACAGCAGCAGAACUUCCACUCAGUCCGAGAGAUGUUUGAAUCCCAAAGAAUUGGCUUGAAUAACUCGCCGGUGAAUGGGAAUAACAGCUGUCAGAUGUCAUUCCCACCGAGCCAAUCCAUCUAUCGCACUUCGGGAGCUUUCGUGUAUGACUGCAGCAAGUUCUGACCAAAAAGAAAAAAACAAAACAAAACAGGCUCGAUAUAUUUUCCUCGCGGUGUUUGAACUCUUUUCAGUAAAAUCCAGCGUUUUUAUCCUCCUUCCCUGCCCACCACCAUAUGGACUAAUAUGAGACAGAAAACAAACCAAAAAAAAAAAAAGAACAGAAAAGACUUGAUCUUGGUUUUUUCUAAAGAACAGUGUUACUGCAAAUAACACGUAAGUCUCUCUUUGCUUUUGUGGCUUUUAUGUGAUAUGUUAAAGAUGUGUCACUUUUCAUGGACGUGUAAAUUGCAUAUAGUAAUUUAUUUCUAAACUGUAGCCGGAUAUUAUGGACCAAACACCAAAAAAAGUGUUUCUAAAUUGAAUUGCCUUAAUUGUCCAAAAAAAAAAAAGGAAAAUUCCAAAAAAAAAUUGUUCCAAUAUAAAAAAAAAAGUAAGAAAAAGGAACGUGUAUAUCGCCGUACUAUUUCAAAGAUUCUUCAUUUGUUGAAAAGUAUUCUUGAAGGAUUUGUUUGUUUGUUUAAUAAAUUGUCAUUUUAUGUGAGUUAAA
Messenger RNA from Stegastes partitus (bicolor damselfish), 2207 nucleotides. It is a transcript of the gene foxc1a, whose product is annotated as forkhead box C1a. Bases 242 to 1663 code for a protein of 473 amino acids. Gene Ontology annotation, biological process: regulation of transcription by RNA polymerase II; anatomical structure morphogenesis; cell differentiation. The transcript has a single exon. The record is from RefSeq and is a predicted model, not a curated record. Gene Ontology annotation, molecular function: RNA polymerase II cis-regulatory region sequence-specific DNA binding; DNA-binding transcription factor activity, RNA polymerase II-specific. NCBI's taxonomy places the organism in Eukaryota, Metazoa, Chordata, Actinopteri, Pomacentridae.